GAGAUUCAGAACCGGCCCGAGCGGUUGACACUGGAUUGGCGAAAGGAGGAAGAAGGGAGCCAGCUCUCGACGUCUCCCACCACUGCCAGUGCCAGCUCUCUCUUUUUGAAGUUUGAAAUUGAAGUCUGUGGAUUGAAUUUGUAGCUUGCUGCUUCAGCCUUCAAAGGACUUUCCUUGGCCACCAUGCAAGGGCUCGCUGGCACGCAGGCCAAUGCUUGCCUAUCGACUUCGGUGCGUGGUGAUCACGAUCAUCUGCUGGUUUUCAAGCUGCCUUUCAUCGACACAACCACCACUUGGGAGCCGCGCUUGGUGCAGUGAUUGAUGUCGAUAGCCAUACUUACUAUUGCCGAUUGUGGUACAUUACAAAGGGCAUAGCACUGGCUUCCUGUCAAGGGGAGGAGAAGGAUCUGUCAAGAAAAUGCCAUGGUUCCUUUUGAUCAGAAUCCUUGAAUUGAGGGCUUAGCGCGGGGCUACUGCGCCAGCGUCACCAUGAUUGCCUGCCACAGAGGUUCUCUUGCACACCACCCAAGACUGAAGAGCCAACUGUGUUGUCGUAUUCAGUUGCAACAAUCACUUAGAAUCGCUCCGCAUGGCAGCCAGCCUAGGCUCGUCCAGAAAGUCCCCAAGCGAUGGCAUUAUAGAUCCAUCUCUGUGGUGCGGGCAAGCCAGGCAAGUGAUAGUGAGCCUAAUGAAGAGACAUCACUUUCCUUCAUGACACGUAGAUCAGCGUGCGUCGCAUUCAAUGCUGCUGUCCUAGCCGCGUGCUUGGGUCCAGUGUCGCCUUUGAAUGCAUCCCCGCUGAGUGGUGAUGAUCCUGAUCAAGCGCUGGACCAGCGAGCGGGGGGCUCCGUUGGAGAAGAGAGCAGUGCAGGACCGUAUGUAAGAAGUCACGAGCGGCACGUGGUCAUCACUGGGGGCAACAGUGGCAUCGGCAAAGCCACUGCAGUUGCCUUGGCAGGCAUGGGCAUGCACAUCACUCUUGCGUGCAGAAACCAGGCGCGCGGCAAUGCGGCUGCUGCUGACAUUUCUGAGAAGACAGGCAACGACUCCGUUCGCAGCAUGCUGUGCGACCUUGCCUCACUGCGGUCUGUCCGCGAGUUUGCUGAGAACUACCAGAAGACGGGUCGGCCUCUUGACGUUCUCGUAAACAACGCUGGCAUCAUGGCUUGCCCCCAGAUGUUCACUGAAGACGGCUUCGAGAUGCAGCUCGGCGUCAACCACAUGGGCCACUUCCUGCUGACGUCACUCCUGCUUGGGACGCUUGCCUCUAGUGCGACCCCUGGGCGUCGUACCCGGGUCGUCAACGUGUCUUCUCAGGCGCACCAGCUGGGGAGCAUCGACUUCGACGACCUCAACUUUCAGGGAAAACGAAAGUACGGACGCUGGGAGGCGUACGCACAGAGCAAGCUCGCCAACAUUCUCUUUACCAAGGAGCUAACGAGGCGCUGCGCGGAGCGCCAAGUGCCGAUCGACGCCAACGCGUUGCAUCCGGGCGUUGUUGAUACUCAGUUAGUCCGCUACCUCUUGCCGGCGCAACUCCUGGAGGCGCGAGACAAGGAUCCUACGAAAAGCUCGGCGUUUGCGAAGUUCAUCGGGUUGAGAACUCCCGAGGAAGGGUCAUCGACCGUCGUCUACCUUGCAUCGUCCCCUUAUGUUGAAGGCGUUUCGGGCGGCUACUACGAUGAUAGCAAGCCAGCAGAGCCUUCGAAAUUGGCGAAGGAUCCCGACUUGGCAUCACGGUUGUGGACUGUAAGUCAAGAGCUCACUAGUGCGCCCGACUUCGAAACGAGCCUGAGCGUCCCGACAAAGACUGCCCUGUGGUUAUUGCCAACUUAGGAGCUUGACAGUUAUUUUCAUUCUUUUUAAUAAGGCUGACCUAUGGACCAGAUAUGCAACGCGGAUCUCGAUGGAGAAUGAGAAAUAGGCGGCUGGGUGCAGCAGCUGGGAUGCAUGACGUUGUAACAACGCCCUUCUGGCACCUAUGAAAUCUCGUUGAUCGGCGCA
This is a messenger RNA of Klebsormidium nitens, 2004 nucleotides long. NCBI's taxonomy places the organism in Eukaryota, Viridiplantae, Streptophyta, Klebsormidiophyceae, Klebsormidiales, Klebsormidiaceae. The record is from the annotation of a GenBank genome assembly.